ACAAGGCGGUGUCAACCUGUUGAAAUAAUCAAAAUCAAAACCCUCCUCUCCUCCACUACAAUUUGAUCUCGACUCUCAUGGUUUGACCCUUCAUCAAACAUGGAGGAAGAAUCAUCAUCAUCAAAAUCACUCCUGCUGGAGGAUUUCGGCCAGAAAGUAGAUCUAACCAGGAGAAUCCGAGAGGUUUUGUUGAAUUAUCCCGAAGGCACUACGGUCUUGAAGGAACUCAUCCAGAAUGCCGAUGACGCCGGUGCCACCAAGGUCUCUUUGUGUCUCGACCGCCGCUCCCACCCGGCCACGUCCUUGCUCUCACCCAAGCUCGCUCAGUGGCAAGGUCCGGCCUUGUUGGCUUACAAUAAUGCUGUCUUUACUGAAGAGGAUUUUGCUAGUAUUUCUAGGGUUGGUGGGAGUGGUAAGCAAGGUCAGGCCUGGAAGACCGGUCGCUUUGGGGUUGGCUUCAACUCGGUGUACCACCUGACUGAUUUGCCAUCUUUCGUUAGUGACAAAUACGUAGUCCUGUUUGAUCCUCAGGGUGAUUACCUUCCUAACGUUUCCACGUUAAACCCCGGAAAAAGAAUCGAAUACGUCACUUCAUCCGCCAUUUCUAAAUACCACGAUCAACUUGCUCCGUACAUCGCCUUUGGUUGCAACAUGAAAACUUCUUUCCCCGGAACCAUAUUCCGGUUCCCUUUAAGAAAUAAAGAGCAAGCGUCAACCAGUAAGCUAUCAAAGCAAGCUUAUUUAGCAGAUGACAUUUCUUCAAUGUUCAAUAGUCUAUUCGAGGAAGGCGUUUUCACGCUUCUGUUUCUGAAAAGUGUCGUUUCUAUUGAAAUGUAUGUAUGGGAUACUGAGAUGCCUGAGCCUAGAAAAACUUAUUCUUGUUCUAUCAGUUUAGCUGAUAAAGAUACCGUUUGGCAUCGUCAAGCACUUCUGAGAUUAUCCAAAUCUAUGAAUUAUUCAGAUAAUAAAACGGAUGGAUUUUUGUUGGAUUUUUUGAGUGAAGAUGUUAAUGGAGCUCAGUCUCGAAAGAGGGUGGAUACGUUUUAUAUAGUACAGACUAUGGCAGCAGCAUCCAGCAGGAUCGGUUCUUUUGCUUCAAGUAUGUCUAAAGAUUACGACAUUCACUUACUACCAUGGGCAGCUGUAGCGGCAUGCAUCUCAGACAAUUCCUCCAGAGAUGAUGUUCUUAAAGAUGGCAGGGCGUUUUGUUUCCUUCCGUUGCCAGUAAAAACCGGAAUGAAUGUGCAAAUUAACGGAUAUUUUGAGGUGUCAUCAAACCGGCGUGGCAUAUGGUACGGUGCUGACAUGGACAGAAGUGGAAGAAUAAGGUCUCUCUGGAACAGGCUUCUAUUAGAGGAUGUUGUCGCUUCAUCUUUCGUCAAUCUACUGCUUCAAGUUCAACCGAUCCUGGGUCCCACCAAUUCAUAUUAUUCUUUAUGGCCUACCGGCUCGUUUGAGGAGCCAUGGAACAUUUUGGUCGAGCAAAUUUAUAAAAACAUCGGCGAUACUCCAGUCUUGCAUUCAGAUCUUGAUGGGGGGAAGUGGGUCCCACUAGCGGAGGCUUUUCUUCAUGAUAACGAGUUUGUUAAAAGUAACGAGCUCGGUACAGCUCUUGUCCAGCUCGGAUCACCUAUUGUACAUUUGCCUAUCCCUUUGCGGGAUACGCUUUUGAAAUUCGCGUCUAGUGUGCAGUUAAAAGUCGUCACUCCUGAUUCUGUACGGAAAUUUUUAAGGAAAUCAAAGGCUAUUAACAGUUUAAGCAGGUCUUUAAAACUUGUAUUGUUGGAGUAUUGUCUUGAAGAUUUGACUGAUGAUGACGUUGUUACAAACGCGAAUGAUCUGCCUUUGAUUCCUUUAGCAAAUGGUGAGUUUGGAUCUUUCUUCGAUGCUUCAAAAGGGGUAUCGUAUUUUCUCUGUAAUGAUUUGGAAUAUAUGCUCUUACAAAAGGUACCCGAUAGAGUAAUUGAUCAAGAUACGCCUCAGAAUAUACUAAGCAGGCUUGAAUCUAUUGCCAAGAUCCCGAACACAAACAUUUUCGUUUUCAACAUUAAUUUCUUCCUUCAGUUAUUUACGAAACUGGUACCUGCUGAUUGGAAAUACAAAACUGCAGUUUUGUGGCACCCGGAAUUGAAUUUUAAUCAUCCAAGUGCUACAUGGUUCCAAUUAUUCUGGAACUAUCUUCGUUGUAAUACUGAAAAUCUGUUGAGUUUCGGUGAUUAUCCUAUCUUGCCCUCGGUUUCCGGUCACCUCUACAGUCCAUCCCGUCAGCUGAAAUUGUUGAAUGUGGAUAAAUUAUCUGACAAAAUGCAACGUGUUCUUCAUAAAGUGGGGUGCAGGAUACUUGACACACGGCAUGGUGUUGACCACCCGGAUUUGGUCAACUAUGUACGUGAUGCAGAUGGUGCAGGUGUCUUGAAGUCGAUUUUUGACGUUGUCUCUUCUAACGAUGAUAUCAAAGAAAUUUUUAUUCAAACUCUAGAAGCUUCUGAGAGGGACGAGCUUCGUGGGUUUUUUCUUGAUCCAAAAUGGUAUAUCGGAAGCAAUAUGUCUGAUUUGGAUAAAAAAUCGUGUAUUCGACUUCCGAUCUUUAGAGUGUAUGACGGAGAAUCUGUUGAAAAUUUCCGGUACUCUGAAUUAGAAGACCAGAAAUUUUUGCCACCACUUGAUUGUCCCGAAUCGUUAUUUUGUGGUGACUUUAUAAAAACUUCAUCUGGUACAGAAGAUGAAAUUUUGAGUAAAUAUUACGGUAUUGAGCGUAUGGGGAAGGCCAGAUUUUAUAAGCAAUACGUGUUUAAUAAGGUUAAAGAUUUGCCAGCCGAGUUUCGUGACGUCAUCAUGAUGUCAGUUCUGCAGGAGUUACCGCAUUUGUCGGCAGAAGACCCGACUUUCAGGGGACAGGUGGCGAAUUUAGAAUUUGUUCCAUGUGCCAGUGGUUUGUUGAAGAGUCCAGCAAUGCUUUAUGAUCCUAGAAAUGAAGAAUUAUACGCUUUAUUGGAAGAUUCCGAUAGUUUUCCAGCUGGUGUUUUUGAAGAAUCUAGUAGUUUAGACAUCUUACAAGGUUUGGGUUUAAGGACUUCUGUGUCUUUUGAAGCUGUCAUACAAAGUGCUCGACAAGUGGAACGUUUAAUGCACAGCGAUCAACAACGGGCCCAUUUUAGAGGAAAGGUGCUUCUCUCAUAUCUAGAAGUAAACGCGUUAAAAUGGUUACCCGAUUCGGUUAACCAUCAAGGAACGAUGAACCGAGUGUUUUCACGGGCCGCUAGCGCGUUUAGGGCACAUAAUCUCAAAUCUGAUUUGGAGAAGUUCUGGAAUGAUCUACGGUUAAUUUCAUGGUGCCCGGUGCUCGUUUCGUCUCCAUUUGAAUCAUUACCAUGGCCCGUUGUGUCAUCGAUGGUCGCACCACCAAAACUCGUGAGACUUUACUCAGAUUUAUGGCUUGUGUCGGCCAGCAUGCGGAUAUUGGACGGCGAUUGUUCGUCAACAUCGUUAUCUCAUUGCCUCGGGUGGUCAUUGCCGCCAGGUGGAAGCGUAAUCGCCGCCCAACUUCUUGAGCUCGGGAAAAACAACGAGACUGUAACGGAUCCCGAGCUUCGACAGGAAUUGGCUUUAGCAAUGCCUAGAAUAUACUCCAUUCUUAUGAACAUGCUAAAUUCAGAUGAGAUGGAUGUUGUGAAGGCUGUUCUAGAAGGUUCUAGAUGGAUUUGGGUAGGAGAUGGAUUUGCAACACCAGAAGAAGUUGUCAUCAAUGGUUCUCUGCAUUUAGCCCCGUAUAUACGUGUCAUACCUGUUGAUUUAGCAGUUUUUAAGGAUCUAUUUCUUGAACUCGGGAUUCGGGAGUCUCUAAAACCGAUGGAUUACGCUAAAAUCUUAUGCAGAAUGUCUACAAUCAAAGGCUCGACUCCUUUGAAUUCACUGGAGCUAAGAGCGGCGUUACUAAUUGCACAACAUCUGGCUGAAGUUCAAUUGUAUGAAGAGCAAGUUAAGAUUUAUUUACCUGAUGUUUCGUGCGUUUUAGUUGAUGCUACUGAUUUAGUUUAUAAUGAUGCUCCAUGGUUACUUGGUGCGGAAAACGAUGCAUCUAAUGUGGCCGUAAAUAUGAAGAGAACCGUGCAAAAAUACGUGCAUGGUAACAUCUCGAACGAUGUGGCGGAAAAGCUCGGUGUUCAUUCACUUCGCCGGAUGUUACUCGCUGAGAGUGCUGAUUCCAUGAAUGUGAGUUUAUCGGGAGCCGCAGAAGCGUUUGGUCAACAUGAAGCUUUGACCACCAGACUUCAGCAUAUUCUUGAGAUGUAUGCAGAUGGGCCCGGGACGCUUUUUGAGCUCGUGCAAAAUGCUGAAGACGCUAAAGCUUCUGAAGUGGCGUUUCUUUUGGAUAACACUCAUUACGGGACUUCAUCCGUUUUAUCCCCAGAAAUGGCGGAUUGGCAGGGGCCCGCUUUGUACUGUUUUAAUAACUCGGUUUUCACCCCGCAAGAUUUGUAUGCAAUUUCUCGAAUUGGUCAAGAAAGUAAACUCGAGAAACCGUUCGCGAUCGGAAGAUUCGGUUUAGGAUUUAAUUGUGUUUACCAUUUUACAGACAUUCCGACGUUUGUUUCGGGGGAGAAUAUUGUGUUAUUUGAUCCUCACGCGUGUAAUUUACCGGGAAUCUCACCAUCUCAUCCUGGAUUACGGAUUAAAUUCGCUGGCAGGAAGAUUCUAGAACAAUUUCCUGAUCAAUUUUCUCCAUUUCUUCACUUUGGUUGUGACAUGCAACAAUCAUUUCCUGGUACGCUCUUUCGAUUCCCUUUAAGAAAUGCUAAAGUUGCUUCAAAAAGCCAAAUAAAAAAAGAAGCAUACUCACCUCAAGACGUGACAUCACUCUUGUCGUCAUUUGCUGAUGUCGUUUCCGAGACGUUACUAUUUUUACGUAAUGUGAAAACUAUAUCCAUUUUCACAAAAGAAGGGGUAGGUAGUGAGAUGCAGUUACUUCAUCAAGUUCAUAAGCAACAUAUGGACGAACCUGGAGCUGAAAGCAACACCUUUCAGCUUAUGUUUAAUCAUAUGCACGAAAAUCGAGAUGGAUUAGAUAAAAGUAAUUUCUUUGACAAAUGGAGAAGAAACAAUGAGAACAAUGACUUGGGUCUGCCAUGGAAAAGUCAAAAACUUUUAUUGACUGAGAAAAGAUCGUCUGAAGAAAAGUCAAACAUCUGGUUGACUAGUGAGUGCUUCGAUAGCCGACAUGGUAAAAGAAACUCUGAAGCUAAAGACACUAAAUCGAAUAAAUUUAUUCCAUGGGCUUGUGUGGCAUCUUGUUUAAAAAAUACGGAAGCUGAAAGGAAUUUCAUGGGUAAGGCGUUCUGUUUUUUACCGCUUCCAGUAAGUACGGGUCUUCCGGUGCAUGUUAACGCGUAUUUUGAAUUAUCAUCUAAUCGCAGAGAUAUAUGGUUUGGAAAUGACAUGGCGGGCGGUGGGAAAAAAAGGUCUGAAUGGAACAUGUACCUUCUAGAAGAAGUUGCUGCACCGGCUUACGGUCAUUUGCUUGAAAAACUCACAUUGGAAACCGAGUAUUCUGAUUCAUUCUAUUCUUUCUGGCCCACAACCGCAGCAUCAGGCCCAUGGGUGUCAAUGAUGCAGAAACUUUACAACUUUAUUGCUGAUUCUGGUCUUCGUGUAUUGUUUACUAAAGCAAGAGGUGGUCAAUGGAUAUCAACCAAACAAGCCAUUUUCCCUGAUUUUAGUUUCGAGAAUGUAGGUGAUCUUAUUGAUGCGUUAUCUGAUGCUGGUUUGCCAAUGACAACAAUCCCAAAACCUCACGUGGAAAAGUUUAAGAAAUUCUGCCCCUCUUUGCAUUUUCUCACACCUCAGUUACUAAGAACAUUGUUAGUUCGUCGGAAACGGGAAUUCCGUGACCGGAAUGGAAUGUUGUUGGCACUUGAGUAUUGUUUACUUGAUUUAAAAAACCCAAUCGAGCCCGAUAAUUUUUACGGGUUACCGCUGCUGCCUCUUUCCAAUGGUUCCUUCACGGUUUUUGAGAAACGAGGGUCGAGUGAUAGAGUUUAUGUAGCCCGUGGAGAUGCAUAUAAUCUUUUAAAGGAUUCCGUUGCAAACCAACUUGUGGAUUCUGAAAUCUCCGAUACCAUUUACGGGAAAUUAUGUGAUAUAGCCCGAAGCGAAUUGUUCAAUGCUUCGUUUCUGAAUUGCCAUUUGCUUGAAAAGCUCUUUCUAAGAUUACUUCCGGCAGAGUGGAUGCAUGCGAAGAAGGUGACGUGGAAUCCUGGUCAACGAGGUCAACCGACUUUGGAAUGGAUGAGGUUGCUAUGGAGUUACGUAAAUUCACAUUGUGACGAUCUUUCGGUAUUUUCUAAGUGGCCGAUCUUACCGGUUGGGAACAAUCAUCUUUUGCAACUACUUGAGAAUUCAUACGUGAUUGAAGAUGACGGAUGGAGUGAGAACAUGUCUUCUUUGUUGCUAAAAACCGGAUGCCUAUUAUUGAGGCACGAUCUUCAACUAGAACACCCACAUUUAAACAAAUACGUGCAGUCUCCAACAGCAAGCGGCAUUCUAAACGCGUUAUUAGCAAUUGCUUGUGAACCUGAGAAAAUAGAACGCCUUUUCGUUGAUGCAUCAGAGGGUGAGCUACACGAGCUUAGAAGUUUCAUUCUUCAAUCCAAGUGGUUCUCCGGAGGCUUAUUAAACGAGUCCCAUAUUAACGUUCUUAAAAACAUUCCCAUGUUUGAGUCCUUUAGAACUAGAAAGCUGGUUUCUUUAACCAAACCGACUAAAUGGCUUAAACCAGAAGGUAUCCUUGAUGAUCUUUUGGAUGAUGACUUUGUUCGUGUUGAAUCAGAGAAAGAAAGAAAAUUGUUGAAAAAAUAUUUGGAUAUCCAGGAACCUUCUCGAGUGCAAUUUUAUAAAAGUUACGUGUUCAAUCGCAUGCCGGAACUUGUUUCUCAGCAGAGUGUUCUCUCGAAUAUUCUUGAUGAAAUCCGUGUUUUGAUUAAGGAAGAUAGCUCCUUCAAGAAAGAACUCAUGAUGACACCCUUUGUCCUCACAGAAGGUGGAUCUUUGCAAGAACCACAUAGGCUAUAUGAUCCUCGUGUACCCGAGCUACAGAAGUUCCUGCAAAAGGAGUUGUUCCCUUCUGACAAGUUUACCGACCCAGAAACUUUGGAGAUGUUAGUUACCCUUGGAUUAAGGCAAACCCUAGGAAUUCAGGGUUUGCUCGACGCUGCCAGGUCAGUGUCGAUGCGGUACGACGCAAUGGAUCCCGAUGCCGUUGCAAGCGGGAAGCGAUUACUUGGUAUUUUAGAUGCAUUGGCGUUUAAGGUCUCAACCGAGGAAGUGGAAUUCAGUUAUAACGAGUUUGAGGGUGCACGGGAAAGUGGUACUAACUUGCCAGAUGAUUACGAUUACACGGAUAACCUGCUUGAUCAAACGCCUGGAGAAGAGUUUUGGUCUGAACUGAAAACCAUCCGUUGGUGUCCUGUUUAUGUUGACCCGCCUUUUCAGGGUCUUCCGUGGCUAUCACCACCGCAAGAAAUUGCUGCACCGGAUAUGGUUCGACCGAAGUCGCAGAUGUGGCUCAGUUCAUCCAUGAUGCACAUACUGGACGGUGAAUGUAAGUCGGUGUAUGCACAGCGUAUGCUUGGCUGGACAGAGCGGUUACGUAUAAAUGUUUUGUCUACUCAACUAGUUGCUCUAUUAAAUUCCUAUACACAACUUAAGAUGAACUCAAAUUUGGAUCCUGAAUUUGAAGCUUCUUUACAGGAGCAUGUGCCCGUUCUUUAUUCAAAUUUGCAAGAAUAUGUUGGUACUGAUGAGUUUGAGCUUCUUAAAGCUUCUCUUAAUGGUGUUAAUUGGGUUUGGAUCGGAGAUGAUUUUGUAACCGUUGACGCUCUUGCAUUUGACUCACCUGUAAAAUACAGUCCAUAUUUAUACGUUGUUCCAUCUGAAUUGUCGGUUUUUAGAGAUUUGCUUCUGGCUCUGGGAGUUCGGCUUAAUUUUGACGUUUUUGACUACGCUAAUGUCCUUCAACGGUUACAAAACGAUGUUAAAGGGUUACCACUCUCGGAAGAUCAGUUGAGUUUUGUUCUUUGUGUUCUAGAGGCAGUUUCAGAGUGUCAGUUCGAUAAAGGUAUGUUUGAAUCUUCUAAUAGUCCAUUAUUGGUCCCUGAUUUUCAAGGAGUUCUUAUGGCUGCACGCGAUGUAAUGUAUAAUGAUGCACCUUGGAUGGAAAACACUACCCCUAUGGGAAAACAUAUCGUACAUUCUAGUAUCAGUGAUGAUCUGGCAAACAGGCUCGGGAUUCAAUCUCUUCGAUCCAUUUCUUUAGUGAGUGAGGAAAUGACAAAGGAUUUACCAUGCAUGGAUUAUGCUAAAAUCUGUGAUCUUCUUGAACAGUAUGGAAGCAAAGAUUUCCUGUUAUUUGAUUUUAUUGAGCUCGCAGAUUGCUGUAAAGCCAAAAAGCUGCACAUAAUUUUUGACAAGCGUGAACAUCCAUGCCAGUCCUUGCUGCAGCAAAAUUUAGGAGAUUUCCAAGGGCCUGCACUUGUUGCUGUUCUUGAAGGAGCGAGUUUGAGUAGGGAGGAAAUAUCAAGCCUUCAAUUUCUUCCUCCUUGGGGUUUAAGGGGUGACAUGCUUAACUACGGGUUAGGAUUAAUGAGCUGUUAUUCUAUAACCGAUGUUCCUUCAGUUGUGUCUGGUGGCUAUUUAUAUAUGUUUGAUCCUCGUGGUAUGGCUUUUGCUCUACCUUCAAGUCACUCUCCAGCUGCAAAGAUGUUUACUUUAACAGGCACCAAUUUGACUGAACAGUUCCGUGAUCAGUUUAGUCCUAUGUUCGUUGGUCAAAAAGUUCCAUGGUCAAGCGAUUCUACAGUUAUACGAAUGCCUAUUUCAUCAAUGUUCAUUGAAGACGGGGCUGAAUCUGGGUGGACAGAAAUAACAAAAAUAUUUGAAAAUUUUAUAAAGCAUGCAUCUAGAACAGUGGUAUUUCUGAAGUCAGUUUCAGAGGUGUCGUUAUCAACAUGGGAGAAAAAAGAGCCACAACCUUCGCAAGAUUUUCUAAUUUAUGUGGAUCCAUCACAUGCUGCAUUAAGGAAUCCAUUCUCAGAAAAGAAAUGGAAGAAGUUUCAGUUUUCAAAUAUAUUUGGUCCAAGUUCUGCAGUCAAGUCGCAUGUUGUAGAUAUAAAUUUGCACCAAAAGGGAUCAAUGGUUGUGGACCGAUGGCUCGUUGUACUCAGCUUGGGCUCGGGUCAAACAAGAAACAUGGCUCUUGAUAGGCGAUACCUAGCUUAUAACCUGACACCUGUUGCUGGUGUGGCUGUACAUAUUUUAAGAAACGGACAUCUGGCUGACAUCCCUACAAUCCGUUCCAUCAUGUCUCCACUUCCUUUAUCCGAAUGUAUCAGUAUGCCCGUUGCUAUUCUCGGUUGUUUUCUCGUGCGUCACAAUCAAGGCCGUUACAUUUUUAUGUACCAAGAUAGUGAAUCUUUAUCUAAAGCACAACCCAAUGCCGCAAAUCAGUUAAUCGAAGCCUGGAAUAGAGAGCUCAUGACUUGUGUUCGGGAUUCAUAUGUAAGGCUAGUUUUGGAAAUGUUUAAGAUAAGAAGAGACCCUUCAACUUCAACACUUGAGUCACGGGCAACUCAUUCGAUCAACAUGGCUUUGAAUGCAUGCGGGAGUCAGAUAUAUUCGUUUUGGCCCACAUCUAGCGGGAAGUUAAUAUUUAACGAUAAUGUAGAUGUUCAUGAUUUAGUUUUGACAAAAACGCUUAAAGCAGACUGGAACUGUUUAGUUGACCAAGUUGUAAAGCCGUUCUACUAUCGUCUAGUUGACCUUCCUGUUUGGCAACUGUAUUCUGGAAAUCUAGUCAAAGCUGAAGAGGGCAUGUUUCUUUCACAACCCGGAAGUAGAAUCGGUGGAAACGUGCUUCCUGCUACCGUUUGUGCUUUCGUUAAAGAACAUUAUCCAGUAUUUUCAGUGCCUUGGGAAUUGGUGUCUGAAAUUCAGUUAAUUGGGUUCCAUAUACGAGAAAUUAAACCAAAAAUGGUCCGUGAUCUUCUUAAACAUUCUCCAACUUCAAUUGCUAUACCAUCAAUCGAUACUUACGUGGACGUUCUCGAGUAUUGCUUGUCAGAUAUCCAGCUUCUAGAACCAUCUAAUGCUGACGGGCCAAGUACAUCUAGUGCUGAUGGGCCUAGUCCACCUGAACCCAGUGGGCCUUCCAGGUCACCAACAUUGACUUCACCUGGUCAAGGGGACCCGAUAGAAAUGGUAGCGAGUAUCAGCAGGGCUCUGUUUGAUUUCGGGCGGGGGGUUGUUGAAGACAUGGGUCGGGGUGGCGGUUCAUUAACUGAAAGGUACAACUUCCCAGUAGCCGGUUUCGAUAAUCGAACUAGAAGUUUGGACCGCAAUCUUCUAAAAAUAGCCACUGAGCUUAAAGGCUUACCGUGUCCCACUGCAACGAGUCGUCUUACUAAAUUGGGGUUGACCGAACUUUGGGUAGGAAAUGAGCAGCAGCAAUCACUUAUGAUCCCUUUGGCUGCAAAGUUUAUCCACCCGCAUAUAUUAGAGAGACCGACUUUGGCCCGAAUCUUUACAGAUUACGAUUUGUUAUCGUUAUUAAAACUACAUAUUUUUUCUCCACGUUUGCUUGCUGAUCAUAUGAGUUCACUUUUUCAUGAAAAUUGGGUAAACCAUGUCAUAAACUCGAGUCCAGCGCCUUGGUUCUCAUGGGAAAAUAACGCAAGUUCGGUUCGUGAAGGUGGGCCGUCUCAAAACUGGGCAAGACUCUUUUGGAAAAGCUUAGGUGGGUCUCACGAUCUACCACUCUUCUCUGAUUGGCCGAUAGUUCCUGCGUUUCUUGGUAGACCCGUUUUAUGCCGUGUAAAGUAUUGUAAUCUUAUAUUCAUUCCGCCUAUGUUAGCCGAUUCCGACUCAGAAAUUGCUAUUAUCAAGUGGGGUCUCGAAGAUGACGUGGCGUGCUUGGAUUCGUUACCUGAAGAGGUUCAGCCUUAUAUGUUAGCCUUUAAAGUUACUGGUAAAAAGUACCCAUGGCUGUACUCGUUGCUUAACCGUUGUAACAUACCCAUAGUUGAUGCCUCUUUCAUGGACUGUGUUCCUCCACGUAGUUUUUUUCCAGCUGUCGGUCAAUCGUUGGGUCAAACCAUCGCCAACAAGCUUGUUGCAGCUAAAAACUCUGGUUAUUUGCCUGAAUUAACUUCCUUUCUAGCAUCGGACUGCGAUCAAUUGUUUUCACUGUUGGCUUCGGAUUUCUCAUACAACGGCUCUGAUUACACAAGAGAAGAUCUCGAAGUGUUGCGUGAUUUACCGAUUUACAAAACUGUUACCGGAACUUACAAAAAGUUGAACAUCCAGGAAACAUGUAUAAUUGCUUUGAAUACGUUCCUAAAACCAUAUAACGAUCGGUGCCUCUAUUAUGGGUCAGAGUCUGUCGAGAGUCAACUGGUCAAAGCCCUUGGGGUCACCGAGUUGCAAGAUAAGCAAAUAUUGGUUAGGUUUUCAUUGCCCGAAUUUGAAAACAAGCCUCAGUCAGAACAAGAGGAUAUAUUAAUAUAUCUUUACACGAACUGGCAAGAUCUCCAACAAGAUUCUCAAGUCAUCGAAACAUUAAAAGAGACGAAAUUUGUAAAAAGCGCUGAUGAACAAUCUGAAGAUGUACAUAAACCAAAAGACUUGUUCGAUCCCGGUGAUUCACUGCUAGCAUCGGUUUUCUCCGGUGAAGUUCAAAAGUUUCCCGGUGAAAGGUUUGUUUCAGACGGAUGGCUUAACAUAUUAAGAAAAUCGGGCCUUCAAAAUACCGGUGAUCCAGAUAUUGUUCUAGAAUGUGCUAGAAGAGUCGAGUUUCUCGGGGCUGAAAGUAUGAAACCUAAAUCUUCAGGGUUUGUUGAUGAUUUCGAAGAAGAUUUUUCAAACACGAGAUCUGAAGUUCCUUUAACAAUUUGGUCCUUAGCUGAAACUCUUAUCGGUGCAAUAUUUGCAAAUUUUGCUGUUCUGUAUAGCAAUAAUUUUUGUAAUACUCUUGGCAAGAUUGCAUGUGUUCCUGCAGAAAAAGGGUUUCCGUCUGUAAGUGGAAAGAAAGGUGGUAAACGAGCGCUUUGUUCGUAUAGUGAAGCCAUUUUGUUGAAAGACUGGCCACUUGCAUGGAGCACUGCUCCCAUUCUUUCCAAACAAAGCAUGGUCCCACCUGAGUAUUCGUGGGGCCCACUUCAGUUACGGAGCCCUCCUCCUUUUACCAUAGUUUUGAAGCACCUGCAGUCUAUCGGAAGAAAUUUUGGUGAAGACACUCUGGCUCAUUGGCCUAAUGGGUCAGGCUUGAUAUCUGUUGAGGAAGCAUCUUUUGAGAUUUUUAAAUAUCUGGACAAAAUUUGGGGUACACUAUCUUCCUCAGAUGUAUCGGAGUUGAAGCAAGUAGCAUUCAUUCCAGCUGCUAACGGGACCCGUUUAGUCACUUCAAGCUCUCUUUUUGCGCGUCUGACCAUAAACCUUUCCCCGUUUGCGUUCGAACUUCCUUCACUCUACCUGCCAUUUGUCAAGAUUCUUAAAGAACUUGGGCUCCAAGACACGCUAUCUAUUUCCGGUGCAAUGGUUAUUCUCGCAAAUCUUCAAAAAUCUUGUGGGUAUCAACGUCUCAAUCCAAACGAACUCCGUGCAGUCAUGGAAAUUCUACAUUUUCUCUGUGGUGAAACCCUAGAUUCGAAUUCGGAGUCGGAGUUAAUCGUCCCUGAUGAUGGUUGCAGACUGGUUCAUGCAAAUGCAUGUGUGUAUAUAGAUCCGUAUGGUUCGCGGUACGUGAAGUAUAUUGAUUCUUCAAGAUUGAGAUUCGUUCACCAUGAUGUUUCCGAGAGGUUGUGUUCGGCUUUCCACAUAAGAAAGCUUUCUGAUGUUGUUGUGGAGGAGCUUGAUACGAAAGAACAUCUGCAGACUCUAGAAGAAGUUGGUUCACUUUCAUUAGCAACCAUCAGAGAAAAGUUAUUAAGUAGUUCAUUUCAGGUUGCUGUAUCAAAUGUUCUCAAUACCGUACCUACCACUACUUCCGAAUCCAAAAUUCCAGAUUUCCCGACACUACAAAAAUCACUUGAAUCCAUUGCUCAAAAAUUAAAAUUUGUGCAGUCCCUCUACACUCGGUUUUGGCUCAUCCCAAAAUCUGUAGACAUAACCCGUGCGUCUAAAGAUUCCAUUAUCCCAGAAUGGGAAACUGGUCCCCGGUCCAGUCAUCGAGCCCUCUACUAUGUUGACCGUUUGACCACAUGUAUGCUAAUUGCUGAACCACCAAGUUACGUCUCGGUUCUUGAUCUUGUUUCACUUGUCGUGAGCCAUGUUUUGGGUUCGCCAAUCGUGUUACCAAUCAGUUCGUUAUUUCUUUGUCCUGAAGGCUCGGAAACCGCACUUAUUAACAUCCUAAAACUUUCAGCCAAUGAAAGAUCGACAGAUGGCGUUGGUAGUGGAAAUGGGUUUCUUGGUAGGGAUAUUCUUCCACAAGAUGCAAUGCAAGUGCAACUUCACCCGUUAAGACCCUUUUAUAAAGGAGAAAUAGUGGCAUGGAGAAAUCAAAACGGAGAGAAGUUGAAGUACGGAAAAAUUCCAGAGAAUGUAAGACCGUCAGCAGGGCAAGCGCUUUAUAGAUUUAAUCUUGAAACGUUUCCCGGGAAAACCGAAACCGUUCUUUCCUCGCAUGUUUUCUCGUUCAAAAGUUUAUCCAUCGGGAAUGAGUCUUCAACACAUGUGGUAUCUGAUGAUAGUAGUAAUACGGUUAGCAGUAUCCCUGUUGACCAACCUGAGGGGUCUCGUGGAGUGAAGUCGCAAAAUCAGCGACAACCAAUUAAAGAACUUGAGCAUGGUCGUGUAUCGGCCCAUGAGUUGGUUCAAGCGGUUCAAGAGAUGCUGUCUGCUGCUGGAAUCAGAAUGGACACAGAGAAGCAGUCACUCUUACAAACAACUUUGUCCCUGCAAGAACAACUAAAAGAAUCUAAAGCCGCACUUUUACUCGAGCAGGAAAAAUCAGAAACUGCAACCAAAGAAGCUGACACGGCUAAAGCAGCAUGGCUAUGCAGAAUAUGUUUGACCAAUGAAAUCGAUAUAACGGUUGUCCCAUGUGGACAUGUGUUAUGUCGUCGAUGUUCAUCUGCUGUCUCUCGUUGCCCCUUUUGUCGGCUACAAGUCACUAAAACACUUAAAAUAUAUCGUCCAUGAUGAUUUAGAAGUGCUACAGAUGCAAGAUAAGAGUUCGUGUUUUUUUAGGUUAAGCAGCUUUCCAAACACUUUGGAACAAUGGCUGGUUCGAUUAUAGUUACAAGUAUAUAGUUUAAUUAUUUUUUUAUUUGAAUUAUACCAUGAUUUUGAUUACGUACGCCUUUGUGCAUACUUCAACUUGUAUCAUGCAACCGUGUAAGCAAACGGUUAAAUAUAGAAUCUCUUGUACAGAAGCUAUCUAUCAAUUUAACUACGGUUUUGGAUAUCGUCAAA
Messenger RNA from Helianthus annuus (common sunflower), 14463 nucleotides. RefSeq names its product sacsin. The coding region runs from base 100 to 14190 and encodes 4696 amino acids. The transcript is spliced from 13 exons. Gene Ontology annotation, molecular function: Hsp70 protein binding. The record is from RefSeq and is a predicted model, not a curated record. Lineage: Eukaryota; Viridiplantae; Streptophyta; Magnoliopsida; Asterales; Asteraceae.